GGUAGGGUUAAAUUCGUCGUUUCGUUAUCCGUUAUCGCUGGCUACUGCUCCAUCGGCGGCUAGAGUAAUCCAGUGCAGAGGUCCCAUCUUAACGAAAGCUGUGAUUGUCCUUCGUCUUUCGAUUUUAUUCUUAGGUUUUGAAAUUCAUGUGUUGUGAGAGCCGAGGAAGAUGACGACACCAAUCACCGCGAAACACGCUCCGGUUACCGGAAAAGAAGAAGGCGAGCUAUCUGCUUCCGACGACGAAGUUCAACCAAUGCAAACAAGCACAAGAGCUCCUCCUACUGAACAUGUAUCAGUUCCUUCAGCUAACACAAAUAUCCAAAGGCCUCAAGCGGGAAAUGGCGGAUCUUUAAUUAAGCCUUCUGAUGCUACACCGACGAGGCUGACACACCCAGGAGGCCGGAUAUUUGAGAAGAAGCAAGCCAUUGCUGCCAUUCAUGGGAAGAAAUUUCCUGCAAGGGGCAACAACAGCAACCUCGUGAUAAACUUCUCAGAUGAUGAUAGUGGUAGUGAAUCUGAUGGUAACAGACGGACACAGACAUCAAACAUUCAAUCAAAGGGAACCAUGUCUGGGAAUAGAAACCCGUCUACAUUUUCACAAACAAAAUUGAAAGGACCAAGACAAACUGAUAACCGAGCCAUAACAAAGAAGCCGUUGCCCACUAGCACCUUUAGUCAUGCUGCGACUUCCAAAGUUUCCAACCUUUCAUCUGCUAAGGAAAUGAAAGCCAAUAAAAAUAUUCAUACCUCUGAAAGGACGGUUAGCAAAGAUACACGGCUUCCUGAACAGAUUGUGAAUCCCAAUAACAUCAAACUUCAGGAUUUGAAGCAGCAGAUUGCGCUUCGGGAAAGUGAGCUGAAGCUUAAGGCUGCACAGCCAAAGAAGGAUGCUAUUAACCCAAAAAUCAGUCCAGCAAGGAGAGUCAGUAUUAUUUCUGAUGAUACUAGACAGCUAGAACCAAACGAACCUGCCAAGAAGCGCUUAAAAGUUAGUGGAAUUGACACAAGUCAGCCUGUUACUGAUUACAGAGUGCCAGCAUCUGCUGCCGCACCAAUGGAUGUGCCAGACAUCCGUAAAAGUCUACUGCCAGGUGUCAAUGCAAAUCCUAGUUGCAAGCACCUUGGAAGUAACAGUGAUGAGAUUGUUCCACCUGUUGUUUCUCAGCACACUGUGGAAGGAAAUACUAGCUCAAGUGUCGUACAAAAAAGCGCUGGCAAAGCUAAUUGUUACGAAGGUGGAAGAGAACUGGAAACAAUGAAAAAUGUUGAUAGGAGCGUGUCAAGUGAUCAGUUACUUAAAAUAGUCAAUGGAAACCAUCAGUCUUGUUUGAAUAAUUCUGGCCUCUGGAACAUCCCGGGAAAUACAACAGCUCCUGGACAUAGUCAACUGGAUAUGCUAUCCUUGACGAACCUAGAGGAAUCACUUGACAAAGAGUUGGAGGAAGCACAAGAACGUAAACGCCUUUGUGAAAUUGAAGAAAGAAAUGCGCUUAAGGUGUAUAGAAAGGCACAGAGAUCUUUGAUAGAGGCAAAUGCCAGAUGUGCAGAACUUUACAGUAAGAGAGAAAUUUUAUCUGCUCAUUAUGGAUCUCUCCUCGUGCGCGACUCCAGAUUGUUGUGGCCUUCUAUACAUGGUGAGAGUCCUGAAACUGGGUUUCACUUCUUGAAUAAUAGUACUGGAAAUAUUGAUUUGGCAACCAAAACGGACAUCGCUCAGCAUACUCAGCUAGAAAGCAACCACAGAUAUAACAGCGAUUGUGGUGGCAGUCAGCCUCCACCUCAUUCCCGUAGUGGACAGAAUUUGGGUUCAGAACCGUACAGUGAUCUUGGUGCUAGUACCUCUGAUGGGUUGCCUUGCAGUAACAAGCAAACUGCAAGUAGACUAUGCUCCCCAUCAAGUGAUGCAAACAUUUUGCCAGAUGACGAGUCAUUUCCAGUUGACCAUGAAUCUACGGAGGGGAACCUUGGACAUCAAACAGAAAAUCUUGAUCAAACACUAGGCAAUCAGAAUGCUUUGCUUCUUGAAGCAUCAUUAAGAUCAAAAUUGUUUGAGCAUCUAGGCAUGAGGGCAGAAUCUAAGGGUGUCACAUGUUUCAAUGGAGAGACUGUGAUAGAUAGAGGGGAUGAAAGAGAUGUUGCAAGUGAACGAACCCAGAGAGAUGAUGGUAGUCCUUUCUCCGAAAUAUAUCAGCAUAAUGAUUCUCGAGAGCCAGGGGCCAAUAAACUGCAAGGAAAUCCCUCCGAAGCACCAGUUGAACGACGCUCAAUCGAGGAAUUUCAGUCAUCUGUAGAUAUGGAGUCCCAUAGGAGUUCACCAGAGAAUGACCUUUUAUCGUCUGUAGCUUUGUCAGGUCCUUUAUUUCGGAGCACAAUCUAUCAUCUGAAAGUCCCAGGGUCUUCAAUUACGUCUCUGGGACCAGAAUAUACACUUCAAAACAAGUCAUAUAGCCUAUAUAGUGAUAAAAGACAAUGUAGGAGCUUGACUCAAACUACAGUAUAUGAGACAAAAAUUGGCUGCUACACCUGUAAUUUGAAGGUGGACCCUUCUUGGCCUCUCUGCAUGUACGAGUUACGCGGAAGGUGCAAUAAUGAUGAAUGUCCUUGGCAACAUUUCAAGGAUUUCUCUGAUGACAGUUUGCAUCAAAGUCUACAUGAUCCUCCUGAUGGUAGAGUUGGGUCAAGUUCACAUCAGAAGAAACAUAAUUCUUCCAAAGGAUCCCAGAUUUUGGACACGGUGGUUUCACCAACUUACCUUGUCUCCUUGGAUACGAUGAAGGUUGACUCGUGGUCUUAUGAGUCCGUUCUGGCUCAAAGACAUGGACAAAUAUGGUGGAAGCACUUUAGUGCCUGCCUAGCCUCAUCAAACUCGCUUUACAGGAAUGUACCUGCAAAGGAAAAUGAAGGUCGAAUUGAGGUCCUAGGAAAUUCAAAAACAUACUCAUCAUACUUCAGGAUUAAGCAUAGCUUGAUGAAUAUCCUUAAACAAGGUUCAGAUGCUGCUGUUGAACCCAUGGAAAUGGCUCUUAUUAUUUUCUUUCGAGAAGUUGAGCAGUCAGAAGGCUUGAUCCAGGCCCUUUCUUUGCUCUCACAAUGUCUUGAAGGUGACCCAACUUCUGAGAUUCUUUGGACUGUUUAUCUCCUGAUUUACCAUGUGUAUGAAGGAUCAGAUGGGAAAGAUAUGUUUUCUUAUGGGGUCAAACACAGUAGCAGAUCAUACGUAAUUUGGCUUAUGUACAUCAGCAGUCGAGGACAACUUAAUGAUCAAUUUUUUGCAUAUGAUGCUGCCCUCUCGGCACUUUGCAACCAUGCGUCUGGGUCUAUUGACAGGAAUCAUGCCAGCGCUUGCAUAUUAGAUGUUUUGUUGCAGAUGUUCAACCUUUUGUGCAUUUCUGGGAAUGUUUCAAAGGCAAUACAGAGAACAUCCAAGCUUCAGGCUCCAGCAGCAGUUUCUGAUGACCCUGACUUUUCACUGAUGUCUCACAUUCUCACAUGCUUAACAUAUUCUGACAAAUGUGUGUUCUGGGUUUGUUGUGUGUACUUAGUUAUUUACAGGAAGCUGCCUGACUCUAUUGUCCAACGACUUGAAAUGGAGAAGGAACUACUUGAAAUAGAAUGGCCAUCUGUUAAUUUGGAUGGUGAUGUGAAGCAAAUGGCGCUCAGACUAUUUGAUAAAGGGAUGCGUUCCGUAGAACAUUGUACCAAUGGGUUGUCUGAAAAUGGAAUACAAAAGCGACCUGCUGGGCUAUUUGCUCUGAACCACGCCCUGUUUAUGGUUGCAGUAGAUGAAUUGGAAAGCUGUAGGGACAUUUUGAAGGCAUCUGUUAAACUCUACCCAACUUGCUUGGAGCUGAAAUUGUUAGCAGUUAGGAUGCAAUCAAAGGAGUUAAAGGAUAUGUUUUCGUCUGGGUUUGAAGAGCUUCUCAAGCAGGAAGCAAAAGAGGCAUCAUGCAUACAAUGUAUUUGGAAUCAGUAUGCUGAAUAUGCUUUGCAAGGAGGAAGCUACGACUUGGCAAGAGAACUCAUGUCCCGUUGGUACGUGUCAGUAUGGGAUGUAUUGUCCCAUAAGAAUAAGACAGUACUGGCUAAUGAAGAAGAAGGUGAUGAUAGUUUGCUGGAAUCAGCGUUAUCAGAUCUUAAUGUUGCAUCGGAUCAGGUGGAUGUGAUGUUUGGCUAUCUUAAUCUCUCGCUGCAUAAUCUACUGCAGAGUAACUGGACCGGGGCUCGCUUGGCCAUUGACCAAGCACUAAAAGCUACAGCUCCUGAGCAUUUUAUGUACUGUCUUAGAGAGCAUGCUGUGUUUCAGCUAAUCGACGAGUUGCAAGCAACGGGUGAAUUUUCAAUCAACCUACAAAUGAGAUUACUCAACUCUUAUUUGGAUCGAGCAAGUUCUUUACCUGUAAAAGAGCCACUAUCUUGGAAGUUCAUCAGCAACAGCGCUGAGAAACCGAGAGUCAGGAAGCUAGUUACUAACCUUCUUGCUCCAGUUUCAUCUGAACUCUUAGUGGUGAAUGUUGUUCUCGAAGCAUGGCACGGACCAUCUCUUGUACCCGAGAAGCUAAGUAAACAAAAGGAACUGGUGGAUUUUGUGGAAACAAUCUUAGGGUUGGUUCCAUGCAAUUAUCCACUGGCUUUGUCUGUAAGUAAGCUGUUAAGGAAAGAAGAGAAACAUUCAGAUUCUGGUUCCUCCUCGGGUAUUCAUUUCUGGGCAGGUCUGAAUUUGGUGAGUACAAUAUCUUGUGCCAUCCCAGUAGCUCCGGAGUAUAUUUGGGUGGAGGCUGGAGAAAUAGUGAGCAAUAUCAAUGGUUUCAAGACAAGAGCUGAGAGAUUCUUGAAGAAAGCUUUGUCUGUAUAUCCAAUGUCUGUGAAGUUAUGGAGAUGUUAUCGGAGUUUAUGCAAAAGUAUAGAAGAGAGAAGAGGUAUUGAGAUCGAAGAAGCAGCCAUAAAGAAAGGAAUCACUCUUGAUUGAUAUGAUCAUUUGAAAGUAUUAGGUCUUUUGAAUUUUGUCCCCCUAUAUAUAAGAGUUAAUAUUAGUAAGGGGAAAAAAAAAAGAAGGGAAUAUACAGUUUAAAAAGUUUUAAAGUCAAUACGAAUUACAGGUUUAACAUCUCUUCUGUUUUUUUUCUGUGUUGAAUGUUGUUUUUUCUUCUUCUAUUGGAUAUUGUAGAUCUUUAAUAUAAAAGUUCAGUCAUUUGCAUUUCAAAA
Messenger RNA from Arabidopsis lyrata subsp. lyrata, 5205 nucleotides. RefSeq lists its product as uncharacterized. Gene Ontology annotation, cellular component: nucleus; exosome (RNase complex). Gene Ontology annotation, molecular function: protein binding. The record is from RefSeq and is a predicted model, not a curated record. The coding region runs from base 170 to 4969 and encodes 1599 amino acids. Lineage: Eukaryota; Viridiplantae; Streptophyta; Magnoliopsida; Brassicales; Brassicaceae. The transcript has 11 exons.